Molecule: messenger RNA, 2210 nt
Organism: Ostrea edulis (European flat oyster)
Lineage: Eukaryota; Metazoa; Mollusca; Bivalvia; Ostreida; Ostreidae
Product: transcriptional adapter 1-like
Exons: 10
Coding region: 45-1070 (341 amino acids)
Biological process (GO): regulation of transcription by RNA polymerase II
Cellular component (GO): SAGA complex
Molecular function (GO): transcription coactivator activity
Source: RefSeq, a predicted model, not a curated record
AUAAAUGUUGUCUAGCGCAACUCUUACUAUUAUGCUCAUUCAAAAUGGCAGCUUCCAUAGACUUGAAUGUUGCAAAGAAAAAUUUACAGGAAAGUUUAGGCGAUGAAAUGAAACAAUAUUUACAGAAUUUGAAAUCUUGGUUUAAGCAAAAGAUUACAAAGGAGGAGUUCGACCUUGAAGCCAGAAAACUCUUACCAGAAAAUGCAGUAAAUUUACAUAAUGAAUUCCUAUUGGCAAUCAUAUCCAGAUGUCAGACCCUCAGUUCAUCAUUAGUACCGAGGGAGAAUAGCAUCGCUGGUAAGCUGUCAGACAUACAAAAGGGCUCCAAACCAGCAGAUCUCGCAAAACAUGUCAAGUCCAAACUGAAUAAACUCAGGAGGAGGUCACUGGUGUCAAAGGGCACACAGAGAUUUUUAAUUGCUAAUCCAAUAAGCAAAUUUCCACUAGCCAGUUUAAAAGGAGCUGAAGAUGCAGAAUUUGCCUCACGUGAGAUGGUUCUACCAGAUAUUACAAUGGUCCAUGGGAGAAUGUUAGUGUGUGCAUGGGAGGUGGGACUAGAGGAAGUCACCGACUCAACAGUUAGACUGGUCAUGCAGUCAGUGGAGAAUUUGUUGAAGAAUGUGAUAUCCGUGAUCUUGUCUCAGAGAAAUGGAUACAAACUGCGUGAGAAGAAGAUGAGAUUUGCCUUAGGAUCCUCAAUAAAGAAUCCUUAUCAACGACAAUCCUACCUCAGACACGACAGUCGCACUGAAAGUGAAGCCACCACAAUAACCAGCAGUGGAUCACAUGUGCCCUGCCUGAAAUACACCACAGAACUCGCUGAGGAGGAGGGCAUACACCAGCUGGCCAUGUCUCACCCAGUCCCCCCUAAUGCCCCGGUGUCCUUGUUUGACCUCAUGCAUGCCUUGCAAGCUCAUCCUAGCAUCAUUCCAGCCCACUCAGUGUACGAGUCAGCCAUGCAGAGAGUUCUUCAUCACCUGUUUCAUCUCUCCCACGAAAACAUCUCUCAGGAGCUGAUUCACCAACAAGAGCAGCAGCUUUCACAAAGCUACGCUAACAUCAGUAGAUAGCAGUCAUCAGUUCUGGGGACGGGGGAUUUAUUUCGCCAAUAAAUCCAGAGGACAAGGGGAUCUAUUUCUCCAAUAGACCCGGAGGGCAGGAUUUAUUUCCUCAAUAAAUCUGGAAGACUGGGAAUUUUAUUUCCUCAAUAAAUCCAGAGGACUGGGAAUUUUCUUUCUCCAAUAAAAUUUAGAAGAGGGGAUUUAUGUCUCCAAAAGAAUUUGGAGGAAUUGGGGAUAUUUUGCACACACACAAAAACAACAAUAAAUCGGGAGAAAAAGGAUUUAUUUAUCCAACGAAUGUGGGGGGGGGGGGGGGGGGGGGGGGGGGGACAGGGGAUAUAUUUUUGCAACAAAUCCAAGGAACAGGAGGUAUAUUUUUCUGAAAAAUCCAGGGAAGAGGGGAUAUAUUUCUCCAAUAAAUCUGGAGGACAGGAAAGUUAUUUCUCCGAUAAAUCUAGAUAGUGAAGUUAUUUCUCCAAUAAAUUUGGAGAGCAGGGGAUAUAUUUUUCCAAUCAAUCUUGAGGACAGGCAAGUUAUUUCUCCAAUAAAUUUGGAGAGCAGGGGAAAUAUUUCUCCAAUAAAUCCAGGGAUGGUGGAUAUAUAUUUUCAGUGGAACAAGGGAUUUAUUCUCCAAUAAAUCCAGAAGAUGGGACAUAUUUCCGUAAUAUAUCCAGGGAAGAGCGGAUUUAUUUCUCUAAUAAAUUUGGAGGAUUAGGGAUGUCUUUCUCCUACAAAUCUGGGGAAGAGAGGAUUUAUUUCUCCAAUAAAUCUGGUAUCGGUGGGAUAUAUUUCUCCCAUGGUAUCAAAUUCAGAAGUUCUUUCAUAUCUGUUUGUAGUCAUAACAUUUUACAAUUUGAAAUCAUGUUGAAGUAUGUAUGUGUAUGUUACUUGUUAUGGAGUAUUUUGUUAUGAUCUGAUCACAUUGUCCCUCUCCAUGCACUGUGUACACAUCGGUGUGUGAAGUUGUUGUUUUAAGAGAGUUUGUCAGUACUACAAGGUACUAAUCUCAUUGUAAGAUUAAAAGUACCAAUGUGUAUCUGACUGAAAUGUACUUAUUAUUCAUGAAUGAGAGAUUUUGAUUCCUCUUUUAUAUACUUGUACAAUGACCUGGCGUUUUCUUUUAUAAGUAGUAAUAAAUAGUGACUUUUG